CACAUCCGCUUGUUUGAAAUUUUUGUUUGGUAGUAACUACUAAGUUCUGCACAGAUUCUUUCAUUGAUCUGUGCACAGAUUUAUUCUCAUCUUUUAGAGAGCAUAGUUAGUUAUUGAAAUUAGAGGUUUUAGGCUGCUCUAGUUUAGCUCAAGCAAUUACUCUUAUAAUUUUCCAUUUUAGGCACGUGCAUAAAUGUUAAUUCCUGAAUAUUGCUGGUAUACAUAGUUUAUGCCAUUUGAAAAGGUACCCAUCCAGCCUCCACCCUCAUUCUCUGCUAUGAGCUAAAGGUGAAAGAACUAUUUAUCACUUCACUGUCUUGUUUGUCGAGUUGUCCCAUGAUUUGGAACUGUGGAUGGUUCCUUUUCGAAGGCGAAGCAAAUUUAAUGAUCAAUUACAUGUUAUUUGCAUAUUCUGUCUUACAAAUCUAAAAGAGACCAUUAUUAUACAGUAAUAAUUUCAGAAGUCGACACCUAAAAUAUGCUCCUGAGCAUAACAUCUGCUUGCAGCUUCGCUGUUUAUCUUGCAACUUUUGAUGCAGACAGAUUCAUUCUGACAUUCUUUUAGGUAGCACCAAAAUAUAGUUAGAUAUUGAAAACUAUUUCUCCAAAAGAAUAUAAUUAGAUAUUGAAAAUGGAUGUUUUAGGCUGCAUUCAUCUGCUGUAUUGAUGAGUUAGUGUAUAAUGUGGUCUUUCUUUAAGUCGUUUAGCUCCAUCAGGUUAAAGUUGUCAGCAAUAAUUUCCAUGUUAGCUACUUAGCUCUGCAUAGUAGUUGAGUAACUCCUAAUUUUUUAACGGAACACAAUCUGUCUGUGCAAUAUGAAAAGUUCACAUUCUCCCCCACCCUGGGAUGUACAGAGGUUUAUUUUUCCUUAUUGGGCUAUUGUUGAGAAGAGCUUUUUAUCAAUCCUCUGCUCAACAACUUUCCUAUUGUGUUGCAUGAGAUCACUUCUGAAGGCCGGCGGAUAACAAAACUUGAUCAGAUAUUGCUUAAUGGAAACAAUAUUGCUAUCAUGACUGGUUCCUGGUGGAUCACCACCUGAUGAGUGAUAAUUGCUGUGCAACUUGUGCUGUUUACUGAGGCUAGUUGUUGAAGAUUUCAGCGAGAAAUCAAAAAGUCAAGCGAUGUUAUGUACCCUGGGAUGCCAGAAGAGGCCAUUUUAAAAGCUUGCCCUGUAUGUCGUAACCUUUGCAACUGCACAGCAUGCUUGCGGUUAGAUGGGUUAGCUAAACAUUUGAUGUUUGUUGAAGUAAAGUUGAGUGAUGAAGAAAAACUUGAGUAUUCUAAGCACAUUGUACGAGCACUUUUGCCUGCUUUGGAAAAAGUUAAUACAGAGCAAAUGAUUGAAAAGCUGAUUGAGUAUCAGACUCGAGCUGUAAAUCUUCAAGAAAAAGAUUGUUUCUUUGAGUACCAUUUUUCUUUCCAUGGGCAGCAUUAGCAGAUUCAGAGGUGAUAAUGCGCAAAGCAAAAUACGAGAAGGAUGAGCGCAUUUAUUGCAACUAUUGCAGUGCUUUUAUUGUUGAUUUUCAUCGGAGUUGUUCUAGCUGUUCCUUUGAACUUUGCCUAACUUGUUGCAAAGAACUAAGGAAUGGAAACCUGCUAGCAGAUGCAUCCGAAGUGCGGAUGCAAUUUAUUGACAAUGGACCAGGUUAUUUGCAUGGUAAAUGUUGUAGCAUAACUUCAACUAAGAACGGAACUACUGAAGUUAAAAUAAGGGAUCAAACCAAGGUGGCAAUGGCAUCUAAAUGGAAACCGAAGGAAAAUGGUACCAUUCCUUGCCCACCCAAAGAUAUGGGAGGCUGUAGUAAAGGAACCUUAAAUUUGAGACGUAGUUUUUCUGAGAAUUGGAUAUCACAGCUUUUACUGAAAGCUAAAGAAAUAGCACAUAAAUGUACGGAUAAUGAUUCAGAGCUGCACUGCUCCUGUUCAAUUUCUAAGGGUGCAAAUGAUAUUUCUGGUGGCAAGCUACGUAAGGCAGCUGCUCGAGAAAAUUCUGAUGAUAACUAUGUAUUCUGUCCUGCAGCUGUGGAUACUCGGCGUGCAAAUUUCAGGCAUUUUCGGCUCCAUUUGUGUAAGGGUGAACCAGUUGUUGUAACUAACGUUCUUGAUAAUGCAUUGGGAUUGAGCUGGGAACCUAUGGUAAUGUGGCGUAUUUUUCGACUAAUCACGAAGGCUGCAGAUGUUUUAAAUUGCUUAAAUUGGUGUAAGUUGGAAAUGAACAUACACCAGUUUUUCAAAGGAUACAUGGAGGGUCGCUUUGACAGUUAUGGGUGGCCUCAACUCUUAAAGUUGAAUCACUGGCCGCCAUCAGGUCUAUUUGAUGAGCGGUUGCCGCGUCAUGGUGCCGAAUUUUCUAGUUGUUUGCCUUUUAUGGAAUAUACACAUCCUCAAUAUGGCUAUCUCAAUCUCGCUCUAAGACUUCCUGAUAACUGUUCGAAGCCUGAUUUGGGGCCUAAGGCAAACAUUGCUUAUGGUUUUCCUAAGGAGCUUGGACGUGGAGACUCAGUCACCAAACUACACUAUGCUGUGAGUGAUACGGUCAACGUGUUGAUGCACACUCAAGCAGUGGUCCCAACAAUUGAACAGCUCUCGGCCAUAGAGAAGUUGAAACAAAUUCACAAAGCGCAGGAUCAGAGGGAAUUUGUAGCUGAAGCUAGCAGGAUGCACGAAAGUAAAGCUGAGAAUAAGAAGUACAGCCAGCAAAGUGUAAAAGCUGAUUGUGAAACCAAUAAAGAGGGAGAAGAAUACCAAUACAGAGAAGAUAGCAUUUCUCUUUUUGGGCAGGAUAGGUCUGAAGGAUUUGAAGAAGCAGAUGGCGGUGCUCUAUGGGAUGUCUUUAGGAGGCAAGAUGUUCCUAAAUUGGAGGAAUAUCUCAGGAAGCACUUUAGGGAAUUUAGGCACACAUAUGGCUCACCGUUGCCGCAGGUUAUUCAUCCCAUUCAUGAUCAAACUUUCUACUUGAGCACUGAGCAUAAAAGGAGGCUAAAGAAAGAAUAUGGCAUUGAACCAUGGACUUUUGUUCAAAAAUUAGGUGAAGCUGUUUUUGUUCCUGCUGGAUGCCCUCAUCAAGUCAGAAAUUUAAAGUCCUGUGUCAACGUCACUGUUGAUUUUGUAUCUCCUGAAAAUGUGAAUGAGUGCAUCCGUUUAACUGAGGAGUUUCGCAAGCUUCCCAGAAAUCAUGAUGCGAGGGUAGAUAAGUUGGAGGUAAAGAAAAUAAUUGUUCAUGCGAUGAGCCAAGCAGUGGAUCAAUUAGAGAAGACACUAUUUAGGAACUCUGAAGCAGGCAUCGCUACAGGAUUAUCCUCAUCAAGUCCGAUAAGCAAAAGUAUAAAUGCUAUGCCAGGACCAAGUAUGCCAAAAUCUUCCUCUUCCAUUUCGGAAGAUAUAUCCAGUAGCAAGACUGCCAAAAGAGAAGAAUAUGUUGCUCCAAGUGUGGAUGAGAAACCAACAACUACUGAAGUUAAUCUACAUUAUCCACUUCCAGUUCUUGAUUUGUCUUCCGCAAACAAGGCUAUGCCAGGACCAGGUAUGCCAAAAUCAUCCUCCGCUUUGGAUGAUCUGUCCAGCAGCAAGACUGCCAAAAGAGAAGAAUAUGUUGCUCCAACUGAGAAUAAGAAACCAAGAACUGCUGAAGUUAAUCUACAUUCUCCGCUUCCAGUUCUUUCAGCAAACAAGGCUCAAGAAAGCACAUCAAUUCCUAGUGGAAAUUUGAAGCAAUCCAUCAAUAUAGAAGAUGUGGAAUCAACUUUCCACACGGUUAAAUCAUUCUUGAAGUCUUUACCAGAGCAGGAUUCAAGCCAACAAUCAGGACUCCAGAGCAACACUGCUUCAUACCAAACUCUAGCAAGGGUAAUAUUUGAAUGCUCAAUCAGAUUGUCAUUGGAGGCAUUGGCUCAUGACCCAGUGCAUGAAAAAGAAAUGCACGGUGCAAUUGCUGCUUUAAAUGAAAAUCCCUCCUCUCUCUUUAGUGACGAACAAGCCAAGCAAUUGGUAAAACUUAAAUAUGAAUUCCCUGUCAUGGUCAAGAAAUGGAGGGACUUGGCACGAGCUGAAUCAAGUUGCCAGGAAUUCUUGACCAGCUUCGAAGAGGAUAGGAAAAAACUGGAUGAUUGGAUUAGAUCAGAAGCAAAGUUGAAGUCGGAGUAUGUUAAAAAGGAGGAACAAGCUAGAGAAUUGGAAGCAGCCCUUCAAACUAUAAAGAACCAGCAAAACGAAAUCAUGGAUGAAAGACAAGAAGCGUCUCUAGCAGCUCAGAAAAUCAUGUUGUCAGCUCAAGAAAAAGCUGGCAAGAUAGAAAGCACUAAAACUGAAUUGGUAGCAACAAAGAUGCAGAUGGAUGGCUUGCAAACAAAUUGGUCCAACUUUCAGUCUAAAUUCCCCUAGAUGUUACUUUCAGGUCUCUCCUUCUAUUGUCACAAAUCACGAUUGUUUAACUUCCUUGGCUUUAUGUUUCCUAGGCCUAGAUGUAUUUUGGAAUGUGGAGCUUUAGUCCAUGUGUACAUAUACACGUG
This is a messenger RNA of Lycium ferocissimum, 4509 nucleotides long. Its product is annotated as lysine-specific demethylase JMJ26-like. The transcript is spliced from 16 exons. Gene Ontology annotation, molecular function: transcription coregulator activity; chromatin DNA binding; histone H3K9 demethylase activity. Gene Ontology annotation, cellular component: histone deacetylase complex; chromatin. The record is from RefSeq and is a predicted model, not a curated record. Gene Ontology annotation, biological process: regulation of transcription by RNA polymerase II. Lineage: Eukaryota; Viridiplantae; Streptophyta; Magnoliopsida; Solanales; Solanaceae. The coding region runs from base 1454 to 4381 and encodes 975 amino acids.